Molecule: messenger RNA, 2108 nt
Organism: Actinia tenebrosa (Australian red waratah sea anemone)
Lineage: Eukaryota; Metazoa; Cnidaria; Anthozoa; Actiniaria; Actiniidae
Biological process (GO): SCF-dependent proteasomal ubiquitin-dependent protein catabolic process
Cellular component (GO): SCF ubiquitin ligase complex
Molecular function (GO): protein binding
Source: RefSeq, a predicted model, not a curated record
CUUAAAUUUGCUAAAAUGGAGUCCCAACUUCAUGUCGAACAGGGUCCUCUAAGAGGGAACAUUCUUCAUUAUAUUUUUUCCUUCUUAGACGUGGCAAAUAAGCAAAUUGUGGCCCAAGUUUGCCGCUACUGGAAGGACAUUGCGUAUGCCCCAACGCAGUGGCAAGAAAUCACUGCUAUUCUGCCUUACAGUCCAUCGGAAUCCUUGAUAAUAGGCCUCAAAAACCGCCAGGUUACUCGCGUUAGCUGUUCUCGGUCGACUGAUGAAGAGUUAUCUUUUCUGUUUAGCCAAGUACCUGGUCUGACUUACCUCAAGAUCGACGAUUCAAGACGAAUAAGCCAUGAACUACUGGAGAAGAAUUUGACCGCCCUAACAGGACUUGAACAUUUACACAUUAGUAAUUGUCCUCAAGUAAGUCUGGAAAGACUCUACUUAAAUAAAUCAUUUGCCAAGGUACUGAAGAAACUAAAGAGUUUGAAAUUACCUAGAAAAAUUUCUCCAAGCGAUUUUGGGAAACUGGUUUCCAAACUGAAGAAUCUUGAAGAACUCGAUUUGUAUUGCAUUGGUUUUCUGAUGAGGCAAUGGAAAAAGCUGUUCAAAAGAGACACAAUCGAACUCGUAGCUGAUAAUCUUCCUAAUUUAGAGUCUUUGCACUUUGAACAUAUUCAGUAUUUGAGCCACAGCACUGUCACCUAUGUUGCUAAGAAUCUUAAAAAGCUCAAGAAUCUAUCUUUUAGUGGGAUACAAUCCCAAGGAAUGACCUGCCCUUAUGGGUUCGGCUACAGGGAAGAUGAAGAAGAGGACUCCAACGAGCUGGAUAUGAUGAUUAAGGAACUUUGCAAACUGAAAGAUCUAGAAAGCCUGAAGUUUGAAGUUUCUGGAGAUGAGAUCUCUGAAUCAGAAAUCCUACGUCUUGUUCGAAAUUUACCAAAACUGAAGGAGCUGAAAAUAAAGGCUAUCAGCAAAAUAACAGCCAAACAUGCAAACCAAAUAGCAAACUUUUUGCCUAAUCUAAGUAUUGAAUACUGUACGGGAGGAAAGAGAAUCAACGACAAGGAUCUACAAGUGAUGUCAUCUGGCCUUAAUAACUUGAAGUCCCUGACUUUACAGAGCAAUCCUGGAAUAACAGAUUCUGGAAUGCAAUACAUUGCAAAUUUCAAAUCCCUGACUACUUUAUUUCUCAAUGGAAAAGUAGGUGAUGCUGGUGUUGCAGUGCUUGCAAAGGGUCUUCCACAGCUUCAGAACCUUAGUUUCUUAGGCUGUCGUCAGAUUGGUGAUGCAGGUGCAAUAAUGAUAGGAAAACAUCUGAAAAAACUCCAAUGCUUGAGUGCACAAAAGACCAAGAUUGGUGAUGAAGGAUUUUCUUUCAUGUGCCUUAAUCUUCCAAAACUGAGAAGCUUGGAUGUAUCUUACUGUCCAAUAACUAACCAGGGGAUUAUUGAUGGAGCUGUUGGCCUUGGCAACCUUAACUCACUAGAAAUAGGAAGUCAGAAAAUCUCAAAUGAUGGAUUCCAGAAAUCAGCCAAGUUCUUAAAGGGCCUGACCUACCUGAGGAUUGUCAAUUGUCACCUAAUAAACAAGGAAGGAGUGAUUUCUAUGCUUGAGGACCUUCCUAGUUUGAUGUCAUUGACAUUCUCAGGUUGUGGAUACAUGUGCAUGCAGGAAAGGCUUGUACAGCCACUGUGUGAUGCUGCGGGGGUAGAUCUCACAGUAAUUGAUGUGGAAUAAACUAAUACUAAUAUUAGAGUCAGCAAAGGGGGCGGCUAGGCAGCCUCAUAUUUUUUAUAACCAUCUAUGGUCCCUCCCUUAUCUUUUUCAAAUUUUACAGAAACUUUUUAUUGCAGAAACGAUUUAUUGCAUUUCAGUUGCCUCAUCCCCUCCAUCCUUACAUUAUUUCUACCACUUACCUGAUAACUAAGACUGUAACCAAUGAAAGAAACUGCUAACUCUAAACUCUCAAUGUAUCCCAACAAGGUGCCAGUCUGGUAGGUAAUGAUGUUGGGUGAUUGUCACACCAUACUAUUUAUCUUAUCAAACCAUAUAGAUAUUAUUCAUAGCAUUUGCUAUCAUUAUAAAGGUAUUUUUAGAUUCUUAUUACAAAAAAUAUU